GAUUUCCAGCAUCCUACUCAUUAUCACAACUAUUACCAACGUGACGGAAUACGAAACGCAUCCAUUAUUCCACCGAUAUUCGGGCGCCAUUGUAUCAACGCCAUUCAGAACCAAUUGAGACAUCAUCAAAAAGAGGCUUUUCUCAGCCUUCCCGUCGCCCUCAAAGGGUAGCUGCGAUUAUGACCACCGCUGCACCAUCUCGCGGCCUUCAGCCCAAUGCUUCUCUCCCUGCGAAGGUCACCCCGAUACCUCCCAACCAAACUCUCUAUGUCACCAACCUCCCAUCAGCCAAGAUCCAGAAAAGCGACCUAAGGACAGCGCUGUACAUGCUGUUUUCCGCCCAUGGGCCGGUUCUCGACAUUGUGGCGAUGAAGACCAUGAAGAUGCGCGGCCAGGCGCACGUUACAUUCCGGGACGUGCAAACAGCCACGCAAGCAAUGAGGACACUGGAGGGCUUCGAAUUCCUCGGUCGUCCGUUGAAAAUCCAGUACGCCAAGUCCAAGUCCGAUUACAUCGCGAAGCUAGACGGAUCGUACAAGAUGCCGAACACCGGUGCGACCAGCGUUGAAGUCACACAACUCCAACAGAGUAUCUUCAACGUACCCGCGCCUGGGACCGCGAAACCAGCGGCGGGUGCGGACCUUGAAAUGAAAGAUGCCAAUUCGCCGGAGGGUCGUGGCCAAAAGAGGCCGAGAGACGAAGAGGAGGAGGACAGCGACGUGGCGAUGGAGGAGGACAGCGACGAAGAUUGAUCGUCCAGGUUAUAGGGACCCGGCCAAACUUUUCAACUCCUAACCCAGGGCCAUCUCCUUGGGCACCCAGAGGCCCACGCACCCGCCUACCAAGCCCAGCCAGCCCAUCAGGUAAUUCUCCUUGGUGCAGUCGAAACCGGCCAUCGCAUCACCGAGGAGGCAAGGAUGGAUGAAGAACGAGGGGAC
Sodiomyces alkalinus F11 is the source of this 938-nucleotide messenger RNA. RefSeq names its product U2 small nuclear ribonucleo protein B. Gene Ontology annotation, molecular function: pre-mRNA intronic binding; U12 snRNA binding. The transcript has 3 exons. Gene Ontology annotation, biological process: mRNA splicing, via spliceosome. The record is from RefSeq and is a predicted model, not a curated record. Lineage: Eukaryota; Fungi; Ascomycota; Sordariomycetes; Glomerellales; Plectosphaerellaceae. Gene Ontology annotation, cellular component: U12-type spliceosomal complex. The coding region runs from base 180 to 752 and encodes 190 amino acids.